Messenger RNA from Medioppia subpectinata, 705 nucleotides. Lineage: Eukaryota; Metazoa; Arthropoda; Arachnida; Sarcoptiformes; Oppiidae. The record is from the annotation of a GenBank genome assembly.
AUGACCACCGGUGCGGCCGCUUUCUCCAAAUACGAACAGUGGAACUAUUUUGACUCAUUUUACUACUGUUUCAUAACAUUAACGACAAUUGGUUUCGGCGAUUACGUGGCCCUUCAAAAGGACAGCGCCUUACAAUCAAAGCCAGAAUACGUAGCGUUUAGUCUAGUGUUUAUACUAUUUGGACUAUCGGUGGUGUCGGCCGCUAUCAAUCUACUAGUGCUCCGAUUCCUGACACUCAACACAGAGGACGAGCGCCGCGACGAAGCGGAGGCGGCGACCGCAGCGCAGGGGGCCGUACGGCUCGAGGGAGACGUGAUCACCGCCAACGGCUCCAUCAUCUCGGGUCACGACCCGCGAGACAAAGCCACGCCAGACAACGACGAGAUAGCGUCGGUGUGUUCGUGCACUUGCUAUGGCCCGCGUCAGUACACACAGCGCUCGUCCCGUCGACGGUCUACCAAAUACUCGUUCAGACGCGACAGCGGUGUCUACUAUAGACAGGGCUCGCAUUUGCUUCCUCUCCAUCUCUUCCGGUCGGCUUCGGGUUCGUCCGAAAUCGGAGACCACGACUCCAUCUUCGGCGGCGGCGGCGGCGGUGGUGUCACCAAUCCUUACCAGCCCUCCAACCCUCAGACUAUGUUUAUAAAUGCGCCAAAUAUUGAUCCCUCUCUCGAAGAAGUGACUAACAAAAGAGCGUCCAUAUAA